This is a messenger RNA of Argiope bruennichi, 1044 nucleotides long. Its product is annotated as NAD-dependent protein lipoamidase sirtuin-4, mitochondrial-like. The transcript is spliced from 2 exons. Bases 20 to 931 code for a protein of 303 amino acids. Gene Ontology annotation, molecular function: NAD+ binding. Lineage: Eukaryota; Metazoa; Arthropoda; Arachnida; Araneae; Araneidae. The record is from RefSeq and is a predicted model, not a curated record.
UAGCAUCAAUUUCAUUACUAUGAAAAUAAAAACGUUUUCACUUUCCAUUUUUAAGAAUUUAUAUUAUAAUAAAAACUAUCAAUUUGUUCCUAAACAUGAACCUUGCAGUCCCGACAGCGUUUCAAUGUUACAAGAUUUUGUUAAUAAAUAUUCGAAAGUUUUUGUAUUAACCGGUGCUGGAGUUUCCACUGAAAGUGGUUUACCCGAUUAUAGAUCUAAAGAUGUUGGUUUGUAUGACAGAAGUCCAAACCGUCCCGUGUUGUACAAAGAUUUUAUUUCCAAAACUGAAGUUCGAAAACGAUACUGGGCAAGAAACUUUGCUGGCUGGAAGCUAUUUUCUUCAGCCCAACCAAACGAAGUGCAUAGAUUUUUAUCGCUUUGGGAGCAAAAAGGUGGUUUACAUUGGCUAGUAACUCAGAAUGUAGACCGAUUGCAUCAUAAAGCAGGCUCCCAGCGUGUAACAGAACUUCAUGGAACAUCAUAUGUUGUAAAGUGCCUUAGUUGUCCUAAUUUGUUUUCUAGAAAUCUCUUUCAGAUCAUUCUAAGAGAUUUAAAUCCUAAUUUUAAUGUUGAAUCUACAGAAAUUGCCCCAGAUGCUGAUGUGCAUUUGGAUCCUGAAUUAGCAAAAUCUUUUAAGAUUCCUGAUUGUGAGAAAUGUGGUGGCAUUUUGAAACCUGAUGUAGUGUUUUUUGGAGAAAGUGUUCCAAAGGAAAAAGUAUUUGAACUCUAUGAUAAAGUAGAAAAAUCAGAUGCUAUUCUUGUUUUAGGGUCUUCUCUAGAAGUAUAUUCAGGAUAUAGAUUUGUUCAUGCGGCUUCAGAAUUCAAGAAAUGCAUUGGUAUAGUAAACAUAGGGCCCACAAGAGCCGAUAAGCUAGCAACGUUUAAAAUCACAGCAAGAUGUGGAGGUAUUUUGCCGAAAAUCAAGCUAUAGAAUCAUGAAAAUGUACAAAUUUUUGGUGAUAGUCUUUAUUUAUGAAAUUUUUACCUUGUUAUGUAUUUUAAUAAAAUAGAAUGUUUUAUUUAUUAAAAAUAUGAAUGUUUGAA